CAACAAGAUUCAUCCUGAUCGCAAGUUAUGCAUGUUUGAGACUCAAAGACGAGGACGUUGCAAUGACGAUCAAUGCUUAUCUCAGCAUUUUCGAGAUCUUCCCUUAAAUGAUCACGAACUUGUUCAAGAUCUACUCUCCUACUAUGAAGGAUGUACCGACGAACAAAAAAUUGAGUAUAGGGAAGGUCUGAAAAGUCUCUAUGACAAAAUGAAGGAGGAAAAAUGGGAUGUUAAUACUUGUAUAGAUGCAAUGAUUGAUUAUCGUACAGAAUUCAACGCACGUCAUCGAAGUGAUUAUCUCGACCCUCUCAAACACGUCCCCCGUCGGAUCGUGUUUAACAAGAAACGACCAUUAAGCGAUCCUCUUGACUGCGAAGAUGAUAGAGCUUCCACUUCUGAAGAAGAGUAUAGCUCCGAGUCUUUGCCAACCCCGGAAAUAAUAACAACAAUGGACGACCAGGAGGGCUAUACUCCCUUUGAACAAUCUUCACCUGAGUACGGGAUGGAAUAUGAGGAACAGAUAAAUUACCUGGAUCCUGUCUCGGUUGAACCUCACGAACACAUAUUUCCCGAGUAUGACGACAAUUCUGAAGCGGAAAAAGAUGAUCCCGGAAAAUUUGAUGUACCCCCUUCACCUUCCGAACAUGAUUCAGAUGUUGGUGAAGAUGAAGCCUAUGAAGAAUUACAACAGGGCUCUGAGGAAAGUCACGUUGAGCAACCACAGGAGGUGACUGCGCUCGAGAAUAAACAAGAAAAUACACCGUCAAAUAGUGAACCCCAAGAAACACCCCAGCCCUCAUCUGGCUUCAAC
Messenger RNA from Acaulospora morrowiae, 811 nucleotides. NCBI's taxonomy places the organism in Eukaryota, Fungi, Glomeromycota, Glomeromycetes, Diversisporales, Acaulosporaceae. The record is from the annotation of a GenBank genome assembly.